Molecule: messenger RNA, 6675 nt
Organism: Octodon degus (degu)
Lineage: Eukaryota; Metazoa; Chordata; Mammalia; Rodentia; Octodontidae
Gene: Rbm20
Product: RNA binding motif protein 20
Exons: 14
Coding region: 5-3541 (1178 amino acids)
Biological process (GO): regulation of RNA splicing
Cellular component (GO): nucleus
Molecular function (GO): mRNA binding; zinc ion binding
Source: RefSeq, a predicted model, not a curated record
CGGGAUGCAGCCGCCGCCGCCCCCGGCCGGCCUGCCCCAGAUCAUCCAGAAUGCCGCCAAGCUCCUGGACAAGGCCCCGUUCUCUGUCUGUAACCCGAGUCCUCUGCUCCCUUCGCCUGCCAGUCUCCAGCUGGCCCAGCUGCAGGCCCAGCUCACCCUCCACCGGCUGAAGCUGGCACAGACGGCAGUCACCAACAACACCGCAGCCGCCACCGUCCUGAACCAGGUCCUCUCCAAAGUGGCCAUGUCCCAACCCCUCUUCAACCAGUUGAGACAUCCGUCUGUGCUCAGCACCCCCCAUGGCCACGCUGCGGUGCCCCAGCAUGCUGCGAGCAUUGCGGGUGCCCGGUUCGCCUCAAACACAAUGGCCUUUUCAACCCCUGGCCAAACUCGAGGCCCAGGACCCUCUGUGAGCCUCCCCAGCCAGCCUCCCAGCGCCAUAGUGGUGCAUCCUUUUGGUGGGGUGAUGGCCCAGAGCCCAGCCCAACCAGCAGUCAUCUUGGGCAUUGGCAAGGCUGGGCCUGCCCCGGCUACCACGGGAUUCUACGAGUAUGGCAAGGCCGGCACCGGCCAGGCCUAUGGCUCCGAAGCAGAUGGUCAGCCUGGCUUCCUGCCAGCCUCGGCCUCCGCCUCAGGCAGCGUAACCUAUGAAGGGCACUACAGCCAUGCAGGGCAAGAUGGCCAGGCCACCUUUUCUAAAGACUUCUACGGACCCAAUGCACAAGGGUCAAACAUGGCAGCAGGAUUUCCAGCUGAGCAGGCAGCGGGCAUGAAAAGUGAGAUCGGGCCACUGCUGCAGGGUGCAAACAGCCAGUGGGAGAGCCCUCCUGGAUUCCCCGGCCAAAGCAAGGCUGACCUGACAGCAGGUGCCAACCUGUGGCCUCCACCCCCCAGCCAGCCAUAUGAACUGUAUGACCCUGAGGAACCCACCGCAGACAGGACUCCCCCUUCCUUUGGGGCUCGGCUCAACAACAGCAAGCAGGGUUUUGUCAGUGCCCGGCGGCAGCCCAAGGAGGAGCAGGCCCUGCUGUCUGCACCACCCCUGCAAGCUCAUGAGCUGAAUGAUUUCCACGGUGUGGCACCCCUCCGCAUGCCGCACAUCUGUAGCAUGUGCGACAAGAAGGUAUUUGACUUGAAGGACUGGGAGCUGCAUGUGAAAGGAAAACUGCACGCUCAGAAAUGCCUGGUCUUCUCUGAACAUGCUGGCAUCCGGUGUGUGCUCACUUCAGCAGAAGGAACUCUGGGCCCCUCCCCUAACAACGCAGCUGUUUAUAACCCCGCUGGGAAUGAAGAUUAUGCCUCGACUCUUGGGACGGCAUCUUUCGCAGCCAUUCCAGCGAGGCCCUUUGCACAGUCCAAUCCUGCCUUUCCUCCAGCUGCGUCUGGGACAAGUUUCGCACAGCGGAAAGGCUCUGGCCGAGUGGUGCACAUCUGCAACCUCCCGGAAGGAAGCUGCACUGAGAAUGACGUCAUUAACCUGGGGCUGCCCUUUGGGAAGGUGACGAAUUACAUCCUCAUGAAGUCCACUAAUCAGGCCUUUCUAGAGAUGGCGUACACAGAAGCGGCCCAGGCCAUGGUGCAGUACUACCAAGAAAAGUCUGCCAUGAUCAAUGGCGAGAAGCUGCUCAUUCGGAUGUCCAAGCGAUACAAGGAACUGCAGCUGAAGAAACCGGGGAAAGCCGUGGCUGCUAUCAUCCAAGACAUCCACUCCCAGAGGGAGAGGGACAUGUUCCGGGACGCAGACAGAUACGGCCCGGAACGGCCGCGGUCUCGCAGCCCUGUGAGCCGGUCUUUGUCCCCAAGGUCACAUACUCCAAGCUUCACCUCUUGCAGCUCCUCACAUAGCCCUCCAGGCCCCUCCCGAGCUGACUGGGGCAACGGCCGGGACUCCUGGGAGCACUCUCCCUAUGCCUGGAGGGAGGAAGACCGAGAGCCCCUGCCCUGGAGGGAGAAUGGGGAGGAUACACGGGACAGGACAGACACGUGGGCACAUGAUCGCAGACACUACCCCCGGCCCCCGGACAAGGCCGAGCCGGAUGAGCGCCUGGAAGGAGUAAGGGGCCACCGGGAGAAGUACCUGAGGUCCGGCUGCCUCAGCCCGCUGCACUCGGCACCCAGCUACAAGUCCCGGGAGGAUGGCUACUACCGGAAAGAGCCCAAAACCAAGACAGAAAAGUACCUAAAGCAGCAGGAUGGUCCUGGGAAGUCUAGGAGGAAAGAAGAGGCCAGGCUGCGGGAGAGCAGACACCCCCACCCAGAUGACUCAGGCAAGGAAGACGGGCUGGGGCCCAAGGUCACUAGAACCCCUGAGGACACCAAGUCCAAGCAGAGUGAGAAAAAUAAAACCAAGAGGCCUGAUAGAGAUCAAGAAGGAGCUGACGAUAGAAAAGAAAAGAAAACGGCAGAGAAUGAGGCUACAAAAGAGGAGCAGGAGGGCAUGGAAGAAAUCCCCCAGUCCGUGGACAAACAGGAGAAAGAGUCAGAGCCCUCUGAUCCAAAAAUCGCAGGGACGAGGAAGGAACAAGAUUGGGAAAGUGGAAGUGAGGCAGAAGGAGAGAGCUGGUACCCCACCAAUAUGGAGGAACUGGUUACAGUAGAUGAGGUGGGGGAAGAAGAAGAUUUUAUUAUGGAACCGGACAUCCCAGAGUUGGAAGAAAUCAUGCCUAUUGACCAGAAAGACAAAAUCUGCCCUGAAAUAUGUCCCUGUGUAAAAAGCACCUUAGACCUGGAAGUGGCCAAGGAUUUGGAUUUCAUUAAUGAAGGAGUUAAGACCAUAGGGAAUGGGGCCACGCAAACUAGCCUCAAGUUUCCCAGACAACUGUCUUCUGCCUCCAUGAGCUGUCCCGGUGACACGAACAUGGAAGUGCCUGGCCUAAAUCUGGAUGCUGAGCGGAAGCCAGCUGAAUGCGAGACAGGCCUCUCACUGGAGGAUUCCGACUGCUAUGAGGAGGACGCAGAGAGAACGCAGAGCUCAGAUGUGUGUCUGGUCCCUGCAGCCCAAGAAAUGUCUUCCCCCCAGCCAGCAGAGGAGAGGGCCCAGCAGCCUAGCCCCUUUCCAGAUGACUGCAAGACCAGGGGGACCCCCGAAGACGGGGCUUGUGAAGGCACACCCCAGGAGGAAAAAGCCAGCGCCCCCCCUGAAUCCGACCUCCAAAGCCAGACUUGCCAAGGCGUGUUGACUGAGGAAAACCCCAGGUACCUGGAAAUGAAAUCUCUGGAUGUGAGAUCACCGGACUACACAAAAGAGCCCCUUUCUUUGCCUUCCUGGGAACCAGAGGACGUGUUCAGUGAACUCAGUAUUCCUCUAGGUGUGGAAUUUGUGGUUCCCAGGACUGGGUUUUAUUGCAAGCUGUGUGGACUGUUCUACACCAGCGAGGAGGCGGCGAAGGUGAGCCACUGCCGCAGUGCUGUCCACUAUAGGAACUUACAGAAGUACUUGUCCCAGCUGGCUGAGGAGGGACUCAAGGAGACGGUAGGGACAGGCAGCCUGAGGCCUGAGGACAGCGGAAUGGUGCCACGCUUUGAAAGGAAAAAGCCCUGACGUGAGGCUGCCCUUGCUGCUGCUAGAAGCUGGAAGAGGCGGCUUGCUGAAGUGACCCGGAGGAGGAAUGACAGCAAUGUUGUGCACCACACAGCGCAGCUCCUUUGUUCCUGAGACUCAUGAGAGCGCUGCUCCAGGAACUCCGGGCUGCGCCACCCUGGUGUCCAGCCUGCAGAGGGCCACCCACUGAUUCUCUCCCUUCGGACUCUUGUUUCUCUCCCAGAACCGUUCAAUGUGCUCUUUUCUCGCUUCCUCUCCUCUUUUUCUCUCUCCCUCCUUCUGUGCCAAGGAUCAUUUCCUUUUCAUAAAAUCCUACUUCUCAGGGAUUUCACAGUGUUUAAAUUCUUGAUAGGAUAUAACUGGCCAGCUCUGGCUGAGCCAUGCAGGAAAAGAUUUAAUGGAAACUCUUGGGCCCAACAAGCUGCUUCAGUGAAUCUUUAGCCAACUCUCAGCAUGGCAUCCAUGUGUCCCAUCUGGGCCAUGCCAGGGAGCUGAGUCGGGCUCUGCAGACCUAAGAGGGCCUGCCAAAGGGAGCCAAUUGGCAGAGGUGGAGAGUGGCUUCUUGCACUGGACCUCACCAUUAUGAAACACUCCUGGGUUUUUGUUUUAGUUUUUCUGAGAUAGAGACUUAUUCUAUAGUCAGAGCUAGCCUUGCAUUCACAAAGUAGCCCAAGCUGGCCUAGAACUCAUGGUGAUCUUCCUGCCUCAGCUUCCUGAGUGCUGGAUUACAGGCAUGCACCACCACACCUGGCUUGGAAAUCUCCCAUUUUUAACAUCUCAUCCUCCCACUUAGUUCAGCAGUCUACCAGAUUUAAAUGCCUUAAAGUAAAAUCAAAUUAGUUUUAUGGGGAAAGAAAAGAGCCCUGCAUUGUGGAAGCGCUGAUAAAUUCCUUCCAGACUUAAUUCCUUCCUCUUGAUUUCAGGAGGCAUUAAGAUUUGUUUUUAUUCUAGAAAAUGAAUUUUUUUUUUUUUUAAAUACCAGAGAUUGAACUCAGGACCUUGCACUUGCCAGGCAGGCACUUAUGCCACUGAGCUAUCUCCCAGGCCUUAGACAAAGAAUUUUGUAUAGAUUCAUUUUAAGUAAAAACAGGAAUAGAAGUGUCUUCUCCCUGCAGCUAAAACAGCAGUUGGUGUGGACUUGGGUGGGCCAUUGGCCUCUGUAGCCAGAGUCACCAGCUGGAGACACACAGCAACAAGGCCUGGCAUUUUUGACUCAUCCCCAUGCUCAUGUGGCGAGGAAAGAGGCCAAAGACCUCCCAGUGGAAUGGCUUUAAAUUGAUCUCUCAGCAUGGGAAAGGCUAAGGUGGUAGCAGGCUGCAGGGCUGAAGUGGCAUCUGAGGUCAGGUAUUUGCAGGCUGCUUUUUUCCAACCAGGCAGAGGACAGAGGGCUUCUCAGGGCUGACCACAUGUGCAGACUUUGGUAUGAAAAUGUCAGGAAAAGCAGAGUCCUUAUUCCUCAUGGGGUCAGUGCCUCCCAUGCCAGCUGUUUGGGCUGCUCAGUCUGGUAUCCAGCACUGGGGACAAAGGUGCUAGUAGCGACGGUCUGCCAAAGGUGGGAGUAACCUCCAGGAAGGUCAGACAGAGCCUGCUGCCGUGUCUAUGAAUGGAGACUCUGGAGGGCACCCUCCAUGGCUUAGCUGGUAAAAACUAAAACAGGAGGGGUGGAUGGGCAGCUCCUCCCUGGGAGCUUCUUGAAGCCUUUAUUCCUGAAUGUGGACAGGCGGACGGGGCAGGAGUUGUGUAGGGUAGUUCUGGCAUUUUCUUAUUCUGUACAUUCUGACCUCUGCACUAGUGUAAGAGGGGCAACACUGACGUUUGUCAGUCAGGAAACUGAGGCAGAGAUAGGAAGCAAAUGCAGACCCUAAAGCGACCGUGUGUCCACCUGGAAGCCUGUGGUCCCUGGCAGGAAAACAGCUGGGAGGCCAGGAGAGAGCAGUUGAGGCAACAGCAGAGGAGGACAGACCAGCCUGGAUGCCUGCGGUGAGGAGAGGUUAGGAAAGCAGGCAGCACCCGCCUCCUGUCAGCUUCCUGCCACCAGUCCUAGGCCUUGGGCAUUUUGGUGUCAAAUGGAAAAGACCAAAGAGGAGGCUCAGCCCAGCCUGCUACCUGGCCAACUCCACCAGCAUUCUGUAUGCCAGCUACACCUCCUCCACUUCUCAGCAACCUUUCACCCUGUGUGGCUUUAUUCCCAAGGAGGGGAGCUAUGAAUCUGCCUGGGAAAAGCCUACCGCCUCCCUCAGAGACUGGAACUGCAUGCUAUCAGAGAGGCUGGAAGCUCUAGCCCCCAGCAGAGGGGAAGUGAUCUCAGCAGGGUUUCCUUAGGAACCUGGAAGGCCGACUUCCCAAACUAUAUAUGAAUGGCUCCCUGGUUGGUAAAUUGACCUUCAUGCUAAAAGGCCAGAGAGCCCCAAGCAGGGAGAGAAGAGGCUGUCUCUGUGUUCAGCCACAGCCUUCAGUUUAAAACCAUCAGAGAGUCUAUUCAUGUGUGUCUAUAUACAUAUGUGUAUAUUUAUUUUUAUUUAUUUUUAUACAAUUCCAUUGGCUUGGCCCUUCACCGACCCUAUACCUUGCACUUUUUGUUCCUGUGUGUGUCACACAAUGCAGUAUUAAACGCAACCAAGAAAAUACUGAUUUCUGGGUUUUUUGGUUUUUUUUUUUUUAAAGCUUCUUCUUCAGUGUUUUUGGUCACACUUUUCAAAGUGUCUCCCCCAAAGUUGCUUGAAAGCGGUUGCUACCUUGAGCAACUGAUUCAGUUGCAUCCUGGGUUGAUCCAACAGGCCUGUGUAAGUUUCAUUGCUAACACCUGGGAUAAGUGUAUUAUCUAAUUCUCUUGAAGAAUUUGAUGAACUUGCUGUUGGUGUGAGCAGCGGCCAUUAGAAUUAGGGUUUCCCACCCUUAUAAUCCAAGGUGAUGACCUAUUAGAUUAUACUUGAACUGGACCAGUUUGUUCUGCAAGUUUAGGAGAUAAUAAAAGGAAAAAGAAAACUAGUUAAUUGAAGUUUGAACUUGUAAAUCUCUGGAAUUUGUUGAGUGUCUUAUGAAUUGUUAUGCUUUUCCUGAUCUGUAUAACUGACUGCAAAGUGUUUGUUUUUACAAAAGAAGAAAAGAUUUUUAAUAAAGAGACUGAAAGCUUG